Molecule: messenger RNA, 5484 nt
Organism: Erinaceus europaeus (western European hedgehog)
Lineage: Eukaryota; Metazoa; Chordata; Mammalia; Eulipotyphla; Erinaceidae
Product: disheveled-associated activator of morphogenesis 1
Exons: 22
Coding region: 110-2908 (932 amino acids)
Biological process (GO): actin cytoskeleton organization
Cellular component (GO): stress fiber
Molecular function (GO): actin binding; small GTPase binding
Source: RefSeq, a predicted model, not a curated record
CUUUACUUUCUUUUCAUAGAGAAAAUCUCUUCUGGCUUUAGAAAAGGAAGAGGAAGAAGAGAGAAAUAAGACCAUAGAGAGUUUGAAAACAGCACUAAGAACAAAACCGAUGAGGUUUGUAACCAGAUUCAUUGACUUGGAUGGCCUAUCAUGUAUUCUGAACUUUUUAAAGACCAUGGACUAUGAGACCUCAGAGUCUCGAAUACAUACCUCUCUCAUUGGAUGUAUAAAGGCGUUAAUGAACAACUCUCAAGGUCGGGCUCAUGUCCUGUCCCAUUCUGAGAGUAUUAAUGUAAUUGCUCAGAGUCUGAGCACAGAGAACAUUAAAACAAAGGUGGCUGUGCUGGAAAUCUUGGGCGCCGUGUGCCUGGUUCCCGGAGGCCACAAGAAGGUUCUACAGGCCAUGCUGCAUUAUCAGAAGUAUGCCAGUGAAAGAACCCGCUUUCAGACAUUAAUAAAUGACUUGGACAAAAGCACAGGGCGGUAUCGAGAUGAAGUGAGUCUCAAGACUGCCAUCAUGUCCUUCAUCAAUGCUGUGUUAAGCCAGGGCGCAGGAGUGGAAAGUUUGGACUUUAGACUUCAUCUUCGCUAUGAAUUUCUGAUGUUAGGAAUUCAACCUGUCAUAGAUAAGUUAAGAGAACAUGAAAAUUCAACACUAGAUCGGCAUUUAGAUUUUUUUGAAAUGCUCCGAAAUGAAGAUGAACUAGAAUUUGCCAAAAGAUUUGAACUGGUUCACAUAGACACAAAAAGUGCAACUCAGAUGUUUGAGCUGACCAGGAAGAGACUGACUCAUAGUGAAGCUUAUCCUCACUUCAUGUCCAUCUUGCACCACUGCCUACAAAUGCCUUACAAGAGAAGUGGCAACACCGUUCAGUACUGGCUGCUACUAGAUAGAAUUAUACAGCAAAUAGUUAUCCAGAAUGACAAAGGACAAGACCCUGACUCCACACCUUUGGAAAACUUUAAUAUUAAGAAUGUUGUACGAAUGUUGGUUAAUGAAAAUGAAGUUAAGCAGUGGAAAGAGCAAGCAGAAAAAAUGAGAAAAGAGCACAAUGAAUUACAGCAGAAAUUGGAGAAGAAAGAGCGAGAAUGUGAUGCCAAGACCCAAGAGAAGGAGGAGAUGAUGCAGACCUUAAAUAAAAUGAAAGAGAAACUUGAAAAGGAGACCACUGAGCAUAAGCAAGUCAAGCAGCAGGUGGCAGAUCUCACAGCACAGCUCCAUGAACUCAAUAGGAGAGCCGUCUGUGCUUCAGUCCCAGGUGGGCCCUCACCUGGAGCCCCAGGAGCACCUUUUCCUUCCUCUCUGCCAGGUUCUCUUCUUCCUCCACCACCACCACCUCUUUCAGAUGGAAUGAUUCCUCCUCCACCCCCACCUCUCCCUCCUGGUGGGCCUCCACCUCCUCCAGGGCCUCCUCCUUUAGGGGGAAUCCUGCCACCCCCUGGGGCUCCACUGGGCCUGGCACUCAAGAAGAAAAACAUUCCUCAGCCCACAAAUGCCCUGAAAUCCUUCAACUGGUCUAAGCUGCCUGAGAACAAGCUGGAAGGAACUGUAUGGACCGAAAUUGAUGAUACAAAAGUCUUUAAAAUUCUAGAUCUUGAAGACUUGGAAAGAACUUUCUCUGCCUACCAAAGACAGCAGGAUUUCUUUGUGAACAGUAACUCCAAGCAGAAAGAAACAGAUGCCAUCGAUGACACACUGAGUUCCAAACAUAAAGUGAAAGAGCUUUCAGUGAUUGAUGGUCGGAGAGCUCAGAAUUGCAACAUCCUUCUAUCAAGGUUGAAAUUAUCCAAUGAUGAAAUCAAAAGGGCAAUUCUAACAAUGGACGAACAAGAAGACCUGCCUAAGGAUAUGUUGGAACAGCUCUUGAAAUUUGUUCCUGAAAAAGGUGACAUUGACCUCUUGGAGGAACACAAGCAUGAACUGGAUCGAAUGGCCAAGGCUGACAGAUUCCUUUUUGAGAUGAGCCGAAUUAAUCACUAUCAGCAAAGAUUGCAAUCACUGUACUUCAAAAAGAAGUUUGCAGAGCGUGUGGCAGAAGUGAAGCCUAAAGUAGAAGCAAUCCGUUCUGGUUCAGAAGAGGUGUUUAGGAGCAGUGCCCUGAAGCAAUUGCUAGAAGUCGUUCUGGCAUUUGGAAAUUACAUGAAUAAAGGCCAGAGGGGCAAUGCAUAUGGAUUCAAGAUAUCCAGUCUAAACAAAAUUGCUGACACAAAAUCCAGUAUUGACAAGAACAUCACACUUUUGCACUAUCUCAUAACUAUUGUGGAAAAUAAAUACCCCAAGGUUCUCAACCUAAAUGAAGAAUUGCAGGACAUUCCUCAAGCAGCAAAAGUAAACAUGACUGAGCUGGACAAAGAAAUAAGUACUUUAAGGAGCGGCUUAAAAGCAGUAGAGAUGGAGCUGGAAUACCAGAAGUCUCAAUCUCCACAAUCUGGAGAUAAGUUUGUGUCUGUUGUCAGCCAGUUCAUCACAGUAGCCAGCUUCAGCUUCUCUGAAGUGGAAGACCUUCUAGCAGAAGCUAAAGACUUGUUUACAAAAGCUGUGAAACACUUUGGAGAAGAGGCUGGCAAAAUACAGCCAGAUGAGUUCUUUGGCAUUUUUGAUCAGUUUCUUCAGGCUGUGUCAGAAGCCAAGCAAGAGAAUGAAAAUAUGAGAAAGAAGAAGGAAGAGGAAGAACGCCGAGCCCGCAUGGAAGCUCAGCUCAAAGAGCAACGUGAAAGAGAACGUAAAAUGAGGAAAGCAAAAGAGAACAGUGAAGAAGGUGGAGAGUUUGAUGAUCUGGUUUCAGCUUUACGCUCUGGCGAAGUGUUUGACAAAGACCUCUCUAAACUGAAACGGAAUCGUAAGCGUAUCACCAACCAAAUGACGGACAGCAGCCGGGAAAGACCAGUCACAAAACUUAACUUCUAAUUAAUGUUCCUCGAAUACUUUUUUUUUUCUUUUUAGAAAGCUCAUUAGCAGUCCUUUGAAGUGACUAGAACUUUUCAUUAUACUGCCUUGCAGUUCAAACAGUGGCAACUUCUUCUGUCAUUUGUGAGUGGGUGAGUGAAUGUGUGUGUUUGUAAAUGUAUGUGUAUAUAUAUUAAAAAUGUACAUAGAAGUCUGGAUGUUGUCUGGAGAUCUAUAUGUAUGGUUUAAAAAAAGUCUAUGUUAAUGUGCCCAGAAACUCUUUGUGUAUGCAUUCAUAUUGAGUGUGGCUCAUUCUGUUCCCCUGAACACCAUGUCUGUUCAGAAGCACAAUACCAUCUCCUGAAAGAGAUAACAAAGACAUUCCCUAGAGUAGAAGAAAAGCAAAAGAGAGAGGGGGGGAAAAAAAGCUUGAGAAAUAUUUUAUGGUUUCCAAGCUUGUUAUUAUUGAAAUUAGUGUUGGAAAUGUAUAGAUUUGAAAUUUUUUUUUUUUUGAUAGUCGACAAUGGAGUGCUGGUACUUGACCUCAGUAACUGAUAGGACCAGCUAAGAAUUUCUGACAUUGGUGUGGUGGUGUGUUCUGUAUAAAUGUUGGUGGAGAACAUCUUGCACACAACCUGAACUAUGUUGAAUGUCAAUCAGAAUUUCUUGAUAUAUUUAAAACUUGGACAUUGAUUUCCCUCACCCCUCUUAUUUCAUCAAGUUCUCUGCCAAGUGCUCUUGAUGAGUUCUCUGCAUUGCUUUUGGUAAAGAACACUAUUUAUCUAAAUGCCACCCAUGCUCUUGUGAAACAAGAUUGCCAGAAUGUGCUAUUCUAACUAUAUAGAUAUAUGAACUUUAAAAGUCAAGUCUCCUACCCAAGAACUAAAAGGAGGAAUUCUUUGAUGGGAUAAACAUUAUUAAGUAACUUUUUUAUAGGGUGCCUUUUUUAAUUCUUCUUUCUUCUGUUUUGUAGUAUAGCUUACAUCUUCUGUAAAUAUAGUUCUGGACUAAAGGACAUGUAGUGAAUACACAAAAUAUUGACAACACCAACAGAGAUGCCAAGAUCCAUUUAUCUCUAAAGUCUGUUUGAAGUGGUUUGCUAUUUAUAUGUUGUCAUUUUAAAUUGUGUGUCAGUUUAAAGCUACCUGUAAAAUUUCAGUCCAAAAGAUAAAAGUUCUCAGGGAGAAAUGAAUAAAAACAAUGAGCAUUAGAGAAUAAAAUGUAGAUGCUUACCAUUAACCUACCAACUCUUAAUAUCCUUAAGUUAUAUGAUAUAUAAAGUGGACUGUUACUUUUUUUUUUUUUUUGCUUUAUUUAUUUGUAGUGGGGAGGGCUAAGUUGUGUGUGUAUGUGUGUGUGUGUGUGUGUGUGUGUGUGUGUGUGUGUGUGUGUGUGUUUUCUAUCCUUUUGCUGUUGGGUUUCCUGUGGAGAGAUAGUUUGUCCUGUUGCACUAGAACAUUAUUUACUCAUUAAAUUGAGUUUUUCAAUCAAUUAUCAAAUAUUUAUUAAAUUCCUACUAUGUGCCAGGCAUAGCAAGGCUACAAUGGUAAAGUAAGCAAGACAGAGUCCCUGCCCCAAAGAACUUGAUUUCUAAUGGGGAUGCCAAGGGGUGAAUAGAAUACCAAUUUGUGCGAUGUACAGGAAUUGUGCUAUUUAAAAAUAAUUUGUAUAAACUGUAAUGCUUAGCACAGAUGACAAGGUCUCUGUGCAGUGUGAAAGCUGUGAAAUAGUGCUCUAAGAAUUGUCAAGAGCUCUAGUUUUACUCCCCCCCCCGUUGCAAACUUUGUGACUUUCUAUACAUUAUAUGGAAGUAAAGGACUUAAGCAAAUAAUGGUCAUAAAUACACAGCAGAGGCUGUUCUCCUUCUACCCCAAGAUUCCAUGGUCUGCAAAGCUACCACUUUAAAGGUGCAAACAGAGACUUUGCUCAAAAGAAAGAAUAAAAAAAAAGAUGUGGAAAUGAGAAAGGAUGGGACGUGCGGAUGGUUUUGUCUAUUCCUUACUUAUCUAAAGUGCCUCUAUAUAUAUUCUUUUCUAUUUAUAGCAGGAGAGCUUUGGUCUGGCCCAAUUUGGGAACUGUAUUUUGAAAAUGGCUUUGUUCUGCAGUUUAAAGAAUGGACAAAUAAACUGAGAGUCACACAAAAGAGCAAGUUUGUGUAGCAUGUCCCUUUUGCCUUUUGUAAGCAUCCUCAUUUUGCUAUGGCCAUCCUGCUAGGCCACCCUUGUCAUUUACAUUUUUAGUUUCUUUCCCCCAAAAGCUGUGUGCAGGUAAUUCCAUGUGCCAUAGUUGAAAAACAAAAACAAACAAACAAAAUACCGUUAUAGAUUGGUGCUGGUGUAAGUAGCCACUUUUCUCUCUUGGGUGUAUAUUUUUAAAGUUUGGUUUUUUGUUUUGUUUUUUUAAAUUAAUGCCAAAAAAAGAAAAAGCAUUAUAAUUUGUAAGCUUAAUUAUAUGUCUUCUAUACUAUUAGCUUAGUAGUUGGAAACACUUAGUCUUUAGGUGCAAGACCAUUGUUAGAGUACCAAGGAAAACAUGUUGUAUGUGCUAUGAGACUGUACAUUUUUAACAUGACAAUAUGCAAUAAAGAGAUGAAUUCA